GUAAAUUCUAGAAUGCCUAUCGAGUCCAUCACUGCAUUGGCUCUGGCUAGCAAUUCUCCUGGAAACUCACUUUCAUCUCUUCUGCAGCUGCUUCCUCCAGGCCUCACUCCACAGCAGAUUAGUGCUCUGACUUUUGCUCUCAAUCAGACUGUUCAAGGAGCAGUGAGCGCUGCUGCUGAAGCCAUCAAACAGCGAUUGCUAGGUCCAAAUGGAGGUCUUAAUAACGGACGCUACUUUAAUGCUUACUUAACAUUUGCUGGAUUGCUUUGUGGUCUUGGAUUGCAUGAGAUGGCCAGUUCACUCAAUUUUAUUCUUGCAAAGCGUAAUGCCUGGCGUACUCCUUUACUUAGAUUAGCUAUUAUAACAUGGCUUUUCAUUAUGGUAUAUCUCUCACUAUACAUCACUCUUGUCGAUCUGCGCAUCUCGCCAUACCACUUUGAUAUUACAUGGUAUAGAAUUCGAUUCAUUGUUUUACUGAGUGCCUCGAGUCUCUCUGCUAUUGGCCUCUAUUCUUUGCUUUUGAUUCGUAUCAGAAUGUUUUUUGAGGCGAGAUCCAUCACAUUUAUUGCGCUUGCCUCUCUUGGUGCUCUUACAAUGACAUCUGCCAUUGUCUUUUCGCUUUGUGCUGGAUACAUGGUUAUGGUUUUUCCUGAAGAAAAAAUACUGAUUGGUGGUGAUGUUCUUCAAGAUCACACUGUAUCUAUGCUUGCCGCCAUUUCACACAUUACUCAGGGUGUUUUUUCAACCAUUUGCUCCAUUUUAUUCCUAUACUCUAUUGCCAAUGCUGUUGGAAUGUCGUCAUCCACAUUUGCAAGCGAAAUGUUUUUGAACCAUGAUGGCGCUCGUUUUCUUAUUAUUAUUAUCUUGUGCAGUUUGACUGCUGGAUGUCAAAUUUACAAUGCAAUUCGAUCACCUGAUAACUACGUCGUGUACCUAUCGUACUAUGUCGAUGCAUGGCUGUUUCCAUUGGAAAUGUAUACGUUCUUGUCUACUAGCUAUGUGUCUGCCAAGGAGAUUAUCGGUAAAUCCAAAGCAGCAACUUCAAGAUACCAAAGCAACUCGGUGGGUGGCGGUGCAGCCAAAGUAGACGCUAUUGAUGGUCAAGACAAAAGCGCCACGUCCAGCAAUAGCGACCAUACCAUUGGUCAUCCCGUACUUGUCUAUGGUGGAAACACGUACAACAGCACCAUUGCUCAGCACUCGCCAGUUUCUGAACACAACAUACGCACACCCCCCGUGCCGCGGUAUUUGUAUACGGAGGGAGUGUCGGAUACACGGGGUAUCAACUAUCUCCACACUCCUGACCAGGCUCAAAAGCAACGACAGUAUCCAACACACGACUAUACCUAUUCGCCUCCAGACAGUUUUGCACAUCCCGAGCAUGCUGACAGUCUAUCGACACAACCCCUUCCGUGGAAUGCAACAGAAUACACAGAACCCUCACUCAACCCACAACGGCAAUACGGUGAUGUUAGCAGCCGGCCAGGGGUUUAUCGCGAGUGGUUUUAA
Molecule: messenger RNA, 1509 nt
Organism: Batrachochytrium dendrobatidis JAM81
Lineage: Eukaryota; Fungi; Chytridiomycota; Chytridiomycetes; Rhizophydiales
Exons: 4
Coding region: 13-1509 (498 amino acids)
Source: RefSeq, a predicted model, not a curated record